CGCGCCCGUCCGCCCCGCCCCGCCCUGUCGCUAUAAAGGGACCGCGGGAGCUAAGCUCCACUCCAAGCUAGCUCCAGCGUCUUGGAUCCGCUUCCAUCGCUUUCUGCGGGCGUUUGUUAGAUCCCUCCCCGCCACAGCCAAAAUGGUGAAGCUGAUCGAAAGCAAGGAAGCUUUUCAGGAGGCCCUGAACUCUGCAGGAGAUAAGCUUGUGGUGGUGGACUUCUCAGCCACGUGGUGUGGACCUUGCAAGAUGAUCAAACCCUUCUUUCAUUCCCUCUGUGAAAAGUAUUCCAAUGUGGUAUUCCUGGAGGUAGAUGUGGAUGACUGCCAGGAUGUUGCUGCAGAUUGUGAAGUUAAAUGCAUGCCGACCUUCCAGUUUUAUAAAAAGGGUGAAAAGGUGGGUGAAUUUUCUGGAGCUAACAAGGAAAAACUUGAAGCCACUAUUAAUGAAUUUGCCUAAUCAUGUCCUGAAAGGCAUGCCCAGCCACCAGCUGUUUAAAGCCUGUAAUUUUUUUAAUUUGCAACAAAGUAUGAGGUAUGGAGAUUCUAUACCCAACUGCCAUCUGAUUAUAAAUGACAAUAAAAUAUUAAUUCUACCCUUUUUAAAACUG
Messenger RNA from Nannospalax galili (Upper Galilee mountains blind mole rat), 611 nucleotides. It is a transcript of the gene Txn, whose product is annotated as thioredoxin. The transcript has 5 exons. The coding region runs from base 143 to 460 and encodes 105 amino acids. Lineage: Eukaryota; Metazoa; Chordata; Mammalia; Rodentia; Spalacidae. The record is from RefSeq and is a predicted model, not a curated record. Gene Ontology annotation, molecular function: protein-disulfide reductase activity.